AUGCAGAAGAGCGGCAUUCCAUCAUAGCCCUGUGUCCGAACACGUUUUCAACUACAGCAUUGUGGAGGUCCGUGCAGGGAAAGGUGCCUGUCAUGUUUGUUCUGCUCUCGAAUCUGCUGCCAGCAAGCGUCUGAGUCUUUGAGUUCCCAAUCAGAGCAAAGUUCACCCCAAAACAAACAGCUGUGGACGGCUGCGAGCGAGGUGAGCGUUGAAGCAGGACAGCGAGGAUGAUUCGAAGCGUUCUGAAACGAAUGGCCUUCACCCCUGAUCUGUCUCCAGAGACCCUUCCGCUCGCUGCGCCUCGACCCCCAGCAGCCACCGCCGGCCCGCGAGCGCACCGCAAGCCUAGCGAGGGCCACAGCGGGCAGCCGGUGCGCGGCAGCAUGGAGGUGGGCAUGCGCGUGGUGCGCGGCCUGGACUGGAAGUGGGGGAACCAGGAUGAAGGAGAGGGGCAUGUGGGCACGGUGGUGGAGAUCGGCCGGCAGGGCAGCACCACUACGCCCGACAAAACUGUGGUGGUGCAGUGGGACAGCGGCACUCGCACGAAUUACCGCACCGGAUACCAGAGCGCCUACGACCUGCUGCUGUACGACAACGCACAGAUCGGUGUCCGACAUUCAAACAUCAUCUGUGACAGCUGUAAGAAGCAUGGCAUCAUGGGAAUGCGCUGGAAGUGUAAGGUGUGUUUCGACUACGACCUGUGCACUCAGUGCUACAUGAACAACAAGCACGACCUGACGCACACCUUCGAGCGCUUCGAGACGGCGCAUUCGCACCCAGUGAGCUUGACGCCGAGACAGAACCUGUCCAGAAUCAUCCUGAAAGGAAUCUUCCAGGGGGUGAAGGUGGUGCGCGGGCCCGACUGGGACUGGGGCAACCAAGACGGUACGGUCAUUUCAGUCCUGGAGAAGCUGCUCUCUCAGUCCACGGAGCAGGAUCAUCCGGGCCGGCUGGUUAUCGAGGCGGCUCACGGGAACGCCGUUAAAGUGCGUGAACUGGUGCAGAAAUACCCUGAGAAGGUGGACAUUAAGAACCAGGGGAAGACGGCUCUGCAGGUGGCUGCCCAUCAGGGACAUGUGGAGGUGGUGAAAUUUCUGCUUCAGGCCAACAGCAGCAUUGAAGCUAAAGAUGAGGAUGGAGAUGCUGCGCUACACUACACAGCGUUCGGAGUCACAUUUGACUCGUAUGGAGAUACACCCUUACAUGACGCCAUUGCCAAAGACUUCAGGAGCAUCAUUGAGAUUCUGACUGUGGUGCUCAACAUUGAUUUCACGCAGCAGAACAACCGCGGCUUCAACCUGCUGCAGCACGCCGCUCUGAAGGGCAACAAACUAGCGACGGAGAUGAUCUUGGCUCGAGCUCGACAGCUGGCUGAUGUUAAGAAGGAAGAUGGGUUCUCUGCUCUGCAUCUGGCCGCCUUGAACAACCACCGGGAUGUAGCUGAGAUUCUCCUCAAAGAGGGUCGUUGUGACAUCAACAUCCGCAACAAUCGCAAUCAGACGCCGCUGCAGCUGGCUGUGACUCAGGGUCACGUGGCUCUAGUGGCCCUGCUGGUGACGGAGGGGGCAGACGUCAACGCAGAGGAUGAGGAUGGAGACACAGCCAUGCACACGGCUCUCAGCCGCCAGCAGCUGGCCACCGUCAUGAGCAGCGGCGAGGGCGAAGGAGCGCUGCUCUACAGCAGGUUGUGUAGCUCAGGGCUGAUGGGAAACACGGAGCUGAACGUAGGAGCUGCUAUCGCUUGCUUCUUGGCACAGGAAGGGGCCGAUAUCAGUUAUGCCAACCAUAAAGGUAAAAGCCCACUGAACCUGGUUGCAGACAGCAGUGUACAAACUCUCAUCAGGAGCUUCGCAGAAAAACACAGGCUUCAAGCCGUCACGUGUGGCACGGGCACGAGCAGCAGCAGUCUCAGGCGAGUGCACACUACACCCAACACCAUGACCAACCUGGCCAUGCCCAGCGCGACGGGCCCCAGCGAGUGCCUGAUCUGCUCCGAGCUCGCUCUGCUAGUGCUGUUUUCUCCAUGUCAACACAGCGUCGCCUGCGAGGAAUGUGCUCACAGAAUGAAGAAAUGUAUCCGGUGCCAGGUGACAAUAACAAAGAAAAUUCGACAAGCAGACCAGACGGAGGUGGAGUGCAGCCCCAGCUCGGAGAACUCGGAGAAGCACAACCUGCUGGAGCAGCUGCAGUCGCGCUACAGACAGAUGGAGGAGCGCAUCACCUGCCCCAUCUGCAUCGACAACCACAUCAAGCUGGUGUUCCAGUGCGGACACGCCUCCUGCAUCGACUGCAGCGCCGCGCUCAAGACCUGCCCCAUCUGCCGGCAGACCAUCCGCGAGAGGAUCCAGCUGUUCGUCUGAGCCUCAUCAUUCAGUCAUGAAGCAGGACCGCGAUCACUGGAUGGCCCACCAAUGACUGCGGUUUGGAUCGGUGUCGUCCUCUGAGUAGCAUGUGGACAUCUGCUCCGACGACCUACAGUAUUACCGAGUGAAGAGGAGUUUAUACACUUCGUGCCGCUGAAGCGCUAGAUUAUAGCGAACCGUAAAGCAUCCCCAGCAUGCAAUGAGCGCUGACGUGUCACAUCAGCCCUCUCACAAAACCUGUCGGGACCUGGCCAUAUUUCACACUAAAAUCCACAGGAAGAAAUCAUGUUGUGCAAGAAAAAGAAAAUAUUGAGAUAUUUAGCGCUGCAUAAUAAAAUGAUUUGAUUUUAUGACAUUCUCACCUGAGUGUUUAUGCAUCAUGGUAGUAAAGUAUUUGUUUUACUCUAGCUUUGAUUUAUGCCAAUAGAAACGUUUUUACAGAGAAUAUAAGGAAUAUUAAUUCUCCUAGAUUCAUAAUGUAAUUUAUUGCUUUUGUUUGUGUGAUUUUCGGGUGAAAUAUGACCUGGUUUGUUUCCAUCAGAUCCCACCAUAUACGGUGAUCCAGGGCUUGCUGCUUCAAACACUCACUUCAUUCAAAGUCGUUAAAGUGCAGCACUUCAUCGGUCGUGUCCCAGCGUCCCUGAGAAUGCCGUUCACAUCAUUUGCCGUCGUUUGUCCGAGGGUGAUAUUGUACAGAUGCCUGUACCUUACCUCUCGCAGAGCUAGAACUUACACAAGCUUUCCACGAGCAAGAGAUAUACAUAAUGCAUGCUGGUGAGCGUAUUAUCUACGUCAUAUAUAGUGUCACGAAUACCAUUUGUAGUGUUAUAAGUGCAGAUGACCUGUAAUUUUUACCCUGUGUCUGUGCGAGGGUCUGACUGAAAGACCCUUAAUAACAUAAUAGUAGAUUAAUUUGUGGCAGCAAAGGUGCUGAAUGCUUCCUAAUACUAGGAGUUCUUUAGUUUUUCCUCAGGUUUAUGCAAGUCAGUUCAACUCAAAAUGCAAGAAAUCCCCCGUCUGUAAACUUUACUAAACGUACAACCUUAUCCACUGGCAUUGCAUGACAUUAUAUAAAGUGUUUAUUAGCCUCAUAUCUCCCAAAGUAAUGUUUUGCCUAAAUGUAUUCUGAGAUUGAAAGUAAUGAAUUGGGAACUCUUCAAGGUUGUAGGUCAUUGCACCUAUAGAACCCAUAGAAUUUACAAAAUUGCGAUUUAAAGAAAUCAUCACUGCUGUCAGUAUUUACCCCCAUGUCACUCAAAACCUGUAUGUGUUUAGUGUGUGCGUGCGUGCGUGCGUGCGUGCGUGAGUGAGUGAGUGAGUGAGUGAGUGCGUUAGUGAG
Molecule: messenger RNA, 3702 nt
Organism: Sinocyclocheilus grahami
Lineage: Eukaryota; Metazoa; Chordata; Actinopteri; Cypriniformes; Cyprinidae
Product: E3 ubiquitin-protein ligase MIB2-like
Exons: 14
Coding region: 228-2360 (710 amino acids)
Biological process (GO): protein ubiquitination
Cellular component (GO): cytoplasm
Molecular function (GO): zinc ion binding; protein binding; ubiquitin-protein transferase activity
Source: RefSeq, a predicted model, not a curated record